AAACAAAAGAAACAUGCAUCUCUCCCUAAUAAAGGGAUAAGAGACUUUGAAUCACAAAAAUAUCAUUGACAAAGGUUGAUGGAAGGCUUUGAAGAUUUUAAGGCAAGUCAUGUUAGAUACUGAGCUUCGUCCAAGGGGUCUCUUUGAUCCAACUAAAAGCUUCUUUGAUUGCCAAGGCCUCUGCUUCCUUUGGUUAUUGAAGGAGUCCAAUUACCGCACUCGUGCGCCUCCACCUACGCGGGUCUCCUUUGUCUACGCCUUCACUCCAUUACCCGCGAUUCCUUCGCCGAUUAGCAGCGGCGAUCAUCAUCACCACAUCUCUCUAAGCAAUGGAUAAAUCAGGAGCAUCACAGAUGGGUCCAAAUUUGAAGAUAUUGCUAUGUGUUGAUGGG
This is a messenger RNA of Cuscuta campestris, 392 nucleotides long. The record is from the annotation of a GenBank genome assembly. Lineage: Eukaryota; Viridiplantae; Streptophyta; Magnoliopsida; Solanales; Convolvulaceae.